AUGGGGGGGUGUGAGAGGGAGAAGGGAGACGUCGACGAAGAGAUCGAAAGGUCGAAAGGGCGCGAGAGGAAAAGUUGGAAAUCGGUCGAGGGCGUUGGGAAAGGAAAGAAGCUCCCAGAUGAGUUCAAAGGGAGGAAGGAGGGUAUCGGCGUUACGGCCAGUGGUGGGUUUUGGGUGGUGGUACAAUUCCCAGUAUGGAUGGUACUGCUGGUAUUGUUGGUACAAGUCGGUACACUCGGGACAGUAGCAGGGAAGGAUAGGGACCCGUGA
This is a messenger RNA of Penicillium cosmopolitanum, 270 nucleotides long. RefSeq lists its product as uncharacterized. The transcript has a single exon. NCBI's taxonomy places the organism in Eukaryota, Fungi, Ascomycota, Eurotiomycetes, Eurotiales, Aspergillaceae. The coding region runs from base 1 to 270 and encodes 89 amino acids. The record is from RefSeq and is a predicted model, not a curated record.